CUAAUAUUAAAGUGUUUGAAUAUACAAUGGAAGUCAAUGCAGUAUGUUUCCAAGAGUACGCAUAAAAUAACUUGAGCAUAUUGAAGCAUCUUUCAAGCGUAUCAUGUUUGAAAUGCUUAAAACCACAUCACAAUAAUAACGCAAAUUGUAAUAUUCCUGUACCAUGUUAUGUUUGAACAUACGACAGUUUUUGUUUUUUUGUUAAACGUUUUCACGUUAGUAGAUGCAAGUAAUUUCACUCAUGCAAAUAUCCAGUUGAGGACCAUUUCUUUGUUCUGUUCAUGCUAGUUUCUGCUCAAAUGAAUUGCACUGUAGCGCCCUCGUGUGGUGAUGAUCAAAAGUACGAAGAAAAAGUUCAGAUGACUCCUGAGCAACGGGGACGCACUUCCCUGGAUACGGGUUGAUGACAAACCUUGCUGGGGCAUGCUAGCUACAGGUGCACAAUGUCUACCAUAUAAACACGCAAAAAUUAUAUUUUUGUUUUCAUAAAGAGAAUAGCUGCAAUAACAGAUGUCCAAAACUGGUAUUCGGUUAACUUAGUGGUCUGAGCAGACAGUGUCCGUGACAGUGUACUAAUGUGCAGGCUGCAACUUGUGCAGGCUGCAACUUCGAAUAUGCUUGUUUACUGAUAGCACAGAACAACAUGAUACAGAGUGAAAAGCAAAGACAUAAUGGUGAUGAGGAGGCUGUCAAAGAACUGUGUAUUGCCAAUGGGGUGUCUUAUGAGAAGAUACCCCAGGAAGGUAGCAGCAUCACAGCCCUGGAGGUGUUCUUUUCAGGUUAUCCUCGUAUGGUUGGCCUCUCCCUUUUUCCAAGGCUGUGCCAGCUCACAUUGGUAGGCCAGAGUAUCAGUCACAUCAAGGGCCUUGAGUCCUGUCCCCUGCUUCGGGAGUUCUGGGUGGUGGAAUGCCAGCUGACAGACAUUUCUGGACUUCAGAAUUGCCAUCAGUUACAGAAGCUGUACCUCUAUGACAAUCAGAUCAGUAAGAUUGAGAAUUUGGAGUCACUUGUCAAUCUACAGGUGCUGUGGCUUAACAAUAACUUCAUCACUCACAUAGAGGGAUUAAACAGACUUCAAAAGCUGAGAGAGCUGAAUUUAGCUGACAAUAACAUUGAGAAGAUAGGACACAGUCUUGAUCCUAAUAUCAGCAUUGAAAAUCUGAAUUUAUCUGGGAACAAGAUCUGCUCUUUUAAGGAGCUGACCCUCCUGGCCCCAUUGACCUGUCUGAGAGAGUUGGGACUGAAGGACCCCCAGUCAAGUCCCACCCCAGUAUGUCUGCUGUGUAACUAUGCCACCCACGUGCUCUACCACAUGCCAGGCCUCCAGCGGCUUGACACCUACGACGUCUCCAGCAAGCAUUUGAAGGACGCUGCUGAGUCCACUGUGAUUAAGAAGAUGAUGUACUACAACAUGCGUGUGCGGACAGCCCAGAGGAACCUGGCAGAGACCCAGGCCAAUCUGCUGGAGAACAAGAGGAAUCUCUUACAGCUGCCAGAGGACCGCAUCAGAGCUCUCAAUUAUGCCCUCAAAAACCUGGAGUGUGAGCUGUCGGAGGUGCAGGCUCUGUGCAGGAAUUCGGCCCGUACCUGGGAGGAUGGACUGUCACCGCUGAGUGAGGGCUCAGGGGACCGCAGUGACACCCUUGCUGACAUCACCCGCGACCCCGGCCUGGAACACAAGAUCCUCUCCAAGCUGGACACCCUGAAGGAGAGGUUGCAAUUUUGGAACAGGAAGCUGGAGGAGAUUGAGUCCUGUUACCAGCGGGACUUGGCCCAAGCCACCAAAAGGAACGAGAUGAUGGUCUACUUUCUGCUGAUGGAGCUUGAGACAGUGGGGAAUAUUCGGUUUGAAGAGGGCUGCUCCACAGACCCCUGGUUCACUUCCUGUUAUGACCUUCUGCUCUCACGGUUCUGUGCGUGGGACUACAAGGCUCAUGGCAUCACUGGCAUUAAGAUCAACCGUAUCAUCCGCAUCCAUAACCGUUCUCUGCGGCUUCGUUUCGAGGACAAGCUUCAUACCCUGUUGGCCAGCGAGGAGUCGACAAUGUUCUCACAGAAUUACAAACGCUGGCUGGAGUACCUGUUCUAUGUGUCUGAUCCUGAAAGAACCAGUGAGAAGAAUGAGAUGUUGCACAUUCCAGAGGACGGCUUUAAAACAGCAGAUAUGUAUAAGGCCCUGGGCAGAGAGAGAGCUGUACCCUUGUCUAACAGCCUGAGUGUGAUGGACAGCCCCAGGAUUGAGUACACACAGCGACAGGCCAACCAAGGCACCUCCAAGCAGAGCAUAGACCCUCUUCUUUUCAGACAUGGUCAGCUCAUAGUGUCCAAAGUGUUCCUGGGCCGCAGCUUCCCCAUCCAUGAAGGGGAUUCAGUGGACGCCCUCAACUACCCCAAAGCUCACUCUGUUUACCGCAAUGUGAGCCCAGAGCAGGUCCAUAAGACAAAUGGAGAGAGGCCUUGCUCCUCCAAGAUCCACAGUGGCUGUGACUGCAGUCUGAGACAGAGUCAGUGGUUUGUAUUUGACCGUGAGCUUGUCCUGCCGGAGUACCUCAUCGACUUUGAGUAUAUCUCGCAGGACCGAGCACAGCCUGCGUUCCCAGAGCCCAACAGCAGAGGCACAGACGACACCCCUCCCAACGAUAUCAACCUGGACGAGGAAACUCUAAACAUGGAGCCCAUGCUCAAACCGCGGCCCAAGCUGCUGAGCCUGGACGAGAAGACUUUACUCAAUGUAGCCAGGGCCAACGUCCUCAGUCAGAUUACAGUGUUGAAUCUCCAUGGCAACAGCCUGAGUAAGCUGAAGGAGAUCUCUCGUCUGACAGCCCUGCGCCGCCUGACUAUCAGCUUCAAUGAGUUUACACAACUAGAUGACAUCUCCCACAUGCCCAACCUGGAGUUUGUGGACGCCAGCUACAACCACCUGCUGACCCUGGAGGGGCUGAGGGGUCUGGGGCGGCUCAAUCAACUGGACCUACGCUGGAACCAGCUGACCCGCGCUAGGGAGGAGACUGCUGUGCUCCGGAAACAUGCCCCCACCCUGCUGAGACUGGACACCCGCCACAACCCCUGGCAUAGGCCCGAGGCGGUAAGGAUGACGGUUCUGGGACGUCUGAUUAGCCUUACACACCUGGAUGACAUGCUGGUGACAGAGGAAGAGGCAGGCGCUGCUGUUCAGAUGGCUGCAAGCUCCAGAAUCAGCCAGGCAUCUCUGCUGGCCCACUCCCGGACGGACAGUGAGCGUCCCCGCAGUCUCAGCCUGCUCUCUGCAGCCCAGCUCCUGGAUCAACUCAGCCCCUCGCCCUGGGACAUCACUGGAGACCUAGAGCAAGGCUGGACCACCAAGAUCACAGCCCUUAACCUUGACAGCCAGAGGCUCUCCAGGCUCACCAACCUGGACAAACUGGUCAACCUGCGCUGGGCCUCCUUCAAUGACAACAACAUCUCUAAAGUGGAGGGUCUGGACAACUGCCAGCAUCUAGAGGAGCUGUCCCUCAACGACAACUGCAUCUCUAGGCUAGACGGUGUGUCCAAACUGCACCAGCUCACUAAGCUCAGUGUGAAUGGGAACCAGCUGUCCUGUCUGGACGGCACUGUCCUGGACCGGAUGCCCAACCUCCACUUCUUGUCUGUGGAGAACAACUGCAUUGGCUCCCUGAACGGGGUGCAUAGGGCCCGCUCACUAUUCGAGCUGUACAUAGGCAACAACAUCAUCACCUCCACACGAGACAUCUACCACUUAAAGGCUUUGACAAACUUAAUCAUUCUGGAUCUGUAUGGUAAUCCUUUAGUGGAGAAACUGGAAAGCUAUAGGAUUUAUGUGGUGUUCCAUCUACCCUCUCUAAAGGCACUGGAUGGGGUUGCAGUGGAAAUGACGGAGUGUGAAAAUGCCAAGGAUGUGUUUGGUGGACGCCUGACCCCUGACAUGGUGGCAGAGAAACUGGGACACUCCAACUACUCCGACGUCGUUGAUCUCAACCUGCAGUCCAGUGCCAUCAGUAUGGUGGACCUGGCCCCAGCAGACCUGUUCCACAACAUGCGCAGUGUCAACCUGGAGCACAACAACCUCACCUCCUUCAGUGGCCUUGUCUACCUGCCCAACAUCAAGGCACUAUGUUUGAACUAUAAUCACAUAGAAUCCAUCCUGCCCAGGCAGAAGGCCCAGGCCCCCUUGACUAACAGACAGAUUCUCUACCACAAGGUGAACUCCAGUGGCUAUGGCCAGCAGGGCUCAUCAAAAGGCAGCAGGGAAGUGGGUCCUGUGGACAGCCUAGAGCCACUAAUGAGCAGCCUGGAGGUGCUGCAUUUGAGCCACAAUGGCAUCUCAAAUAUGGCCAAUCUGCAGCUCAGCAGGCUAACAAAUCUCAAAGCACUCUUCCUCCAAGGUAAUGAGAUCAGCCAGGUGGAGGGCUUGGAGGGUCUGCAUCAGCUCCGGGAGCUGGUCUUGGACCGGAACCGGAUCAAGGCCCUGGGGGAGAACUCCUUUUUUGGUCAGGCUUUUCUGCUGGAGCUGCACCUGGCAGAGAACCGCCUCCGUGAACUUAACCACCUCCAACCCCUUACCAAACUGAGGAGGCUGUUCCUGGGCAUGAACAAACUACAGGACAUCUCAGAGCUGGACAAGCUAGAAGUCCUUCCCUCCCUGAUUGAGCUGUCAGUUGUAGGGAAUCCUGUGGCCUGGCGAUCCCUCCAUAGGCCGGCAGUGGUACUACGCCUCUCCAGACUGCAGGUUCUGGAUGGGGUGAUGGUCACCCUGGAGGAGAGGACCAAGGCUGAGCUACUCUGCACAGAGGUCCAGGUGGGAGUUAUGCGCCCAAUGGCUCAUGGGUCCGGCAUGGAUAUGAACCUGCCUGGCCUGCUUCCCCUCAUGUCCCGAACUGCCCCUCUGCGGGGGACCAGUCUGAGUGGAGGACUGCAUCUGCAGCACUUCCUGGGUCAUGAGAUCGUGAUGCCCUGCAACUUGGAUGAAGCACUGCCCCAUGACACGCCCAAACACAAGAAGCAAAAACACAGCAGCGCUGCCAACCACGCCCGCAGUGCCCAGGCAGAGAUGACCUAUAGGCAGAUCAGAGGAAUGGCAAGUACCCUGCCAUCCACCGGCCUCCUUCCUAACGGGUACAGGGUCCUGAUUACCAACCUCGAGCAGGACAGCAGAUUCCAGAGUGGUGGUGCUCCUAAACCCCCACCCAUUUAGCACCCCAGGGGUUUGGUCAGAGGAAUGGGGGACACUACUGUGGGCACGAGGAAGUAGAGAAAUAGGAGGAUCCUGAUACUCCUGUGUAGGUCAUUGCACACAUGCAGAGUAAGAGUGGGAGGUAUUGUUCAGCUGAAUUCGGUUCACUUCUGCUCCAUAGAUUGUAGAUUAGUGAACUGCGGAUAACCCCCUUUCCUUUAGUUUGUCUAUUUAUAAAUGUACACUGAAAAAAAAUAUAAACUCAACAUGUAAAGUGUUGGUCCCAUGUUUCAUGAGCUGAAAUAAAAGAUCCCAGAAAUGUUCCAUACACACAAAAAGCUUGUUUCUCUCAAAUUUUGUGCACAAAUUUGUUUACAUCCCUGUUAGUGAGCAUUUCUCCCUUGCUAAGAUAAUCCAUCCACCUGACAGGUGUGGCAUAUCAAGAAGCUGAUCAAACAGCAUGAUCAUUACAAGGUGCACCUUGUGCUUGGGACAAUAAAAGGCCACUCUAAAAUGUGUAGUUUUGUCACACAACACAAUGCCACAGAUUCACACAACACAAUGCCACAGUCUCAAGUUUCUAGGGAGCGUGCAAUUGGCAAGCUGACUGCAGGAAUGUCCACCAGAGCUGUUGCCAGAUAAUUGAAUGUUAAUUUCUUUACCAUAAGCUGCCUCCAAUGUCAUUUUAGAGAAUUUGGCAGUACGUCCAACAGGCCUCACAACCGCAGACCACGUGUAUGGCAUUGUGUGGGCGAGCGGUUUGCUGAUAUCAACGUUGUGAACAUAGUGCCACAUGGUGACGGUGGGGUUAUGGUAUGGGCAGUCUUAAGCUACGGACAACAAACACAAUUGCAUCUAAUCGAUGGCAAUUUGAAUGCACAAAAACACUGUGACGAGAUCCUGAGGCCUAUUUUUUUCACAGGUUUCUGUGACCUAUAGAUGCACAUCUGUAUUCCCAGUCAUGUGAAAUCCAAAGAUUAGGGCAUAAUGAAUGUAUUUCAAUUGACUGAUUUCCUCAUAUGAACAGUAAGUCAGUAAAAUCUUUGAAAUUGCUGCAUGUUGCGUUCUAUAUUUUUGUUCAGUAUAUUUACUUUAGUGACAUAUAAUGUGAAACAUGAACUGCUGUAUGCUUUGUCAAAAUAUAUGUGAUGUCUAUACUUUAGGUUUUUUCUUUUCAUUUUCACAAACACGUUUAGGGCCAGUGAGCUGAUGAUACUUGAAAAGAGCUACAUGUCCAGUUGAAGUCGGAGGUUUACAUACACUUAGGUUGGAGUCAUUAAAACUCGUUUUUCAACCACUCCACAAAUUUCUUGUUAACAAACUAUAGUUUUGGCAAGUCGGUUAGGACAUCUACUUCGUGCAUGACACAAGUAAUUUUUCCAACAAUUGUUUACAGACAGAUUAUUUCACUUAUAAUUCACUGUAUCACAAUUCCAGUGGGUCAGAAGUUUACAUACACUAAAUUGACUGUGCCUUUAAACAGCUUGGAAACUUCCAGAAAUGAUGUCAUGGCUUUAGAAGCUUCUGAUAGGCUAAUUGACAUCAUUUGAGUCAAUUGGAGGUGUACCUGUGGAUGUAUUUCAAGGCCUACCUUCAAACUCAGUGCCUCUUUGCUUGACAUCAUGGGAAAAUCAAAAGAAAUCAGCUAAGACCUCAGAAAAAGAAUUGUAGACCUCCACAAGUCUGGUUCAUCCUUGUGAGCAAUUUCCAAACGCCUGAAGGUACCAUGUUCAUCUGUACAAACAAUAGUAAGCAAGUAUAAACACCAUGGGACCAAACAGCUGUCAUACCGCUCAAGAAGGAGACGCGUUCUGUCUCCUAGAGAUCAUCUCUACCUUGUGAAGAUACUGUGAAGACCUUGUGAAGAUGCUGGAGGAAACGGGUACAAAAGUAUCUAUUUCCACAGUAAAACGAGUCCUAUAUUCACACAACCUGAAAGGCCGCUCAGCAAGGAAGAAGCCACUGCUCCAAAACCGCCAUAAAAAAGCCAGAAUAUGAUUUGCAACUGCACAUGGGGACAAAGAUAGUACUUUUUGGAGAAAUGUCCUCUGAUCUGAUGAAACAAAAAUAGAACUGUUUGGCCAUAAUGACCAUCGUUAUGUUUGGAGGAAAAUGGGGGAUGCUUGCAAGCCAAAGAACACCAUCCCAACCGUGAAGUAAGGGGGUGGCAGCAUCAUGUUGUGGGGGUGCUUUGCUGCAGCUUUGCUUUGCUGCAGGAGGGACUGGUGCACUCCACAAAAUAGAUGGCAUCAUGAGAAAGGAAAAUUAUAUGGAUAUAUUGAAGCAACAUCUCAAGACAUCUGUCAGGAAGUUAAAGCUUGGACGCAAAUGGGUCAUGACCCCAAGCAUACUUUCAAAGUUGUAGCAAAAUGGCUUAAGGACAACAGAGUCAAGGUAUUGGUGUGGCCAUCACAAAGCCCUGACCUCAGUCCCAUAGAAAAUGUGUGGGCAGAACUAUAAAAGCGUGUUCGAGCAAGGAGGCCUACAAACCUGACUCAGUUACACCAGCUCUGUCAGGAGGAAUGGGCCAAAUUAACUCAACUUAUUGUGGGAAGCUUGUGGAAGGCUACCCGAAACGUUUGACCCAAGUGAAACAAUUUAAAGGCAAUGCUACCAAAUUCUAAUUGAGUGUAUGUAAACUUCUGACCCACUGGGAAUGUGAUGAAAGAAAUAAAAGCUGAAAUAAAUCAUUCUCUCUACUGUUAUUCUGACAUUUCAUAUUCUUAAAAUAAAGUGGUGAUCCUAACUGAUGUAAAACAGGGAAUUCUUACUGGGAUUAAAUGUCAGGAAUUGUGAAAAACUGAGUUUAUAUGUAUUUGGCUAAGGUUUAUAUAAACUUCUGACUUCAACUGUGUAUACAGUAUCCGUAUGUUAGGAGAGUGGGGCAUGAACAAAUGUCUCUUUCUAUCCACAACUGUUAUUCUCCAACCAGUGACCACUGUAAUCUAUUUAAUACUGUGAGGUUUGGAGUCAUGUCCAUUACACUCCUUUCCUUGCCUCCAAAACUGAAAAAAUAAUAAACACCCACAGAUGCAA
Molecule: messenger RNA, 8206 nt
Organism: Salvelinus fontinalis (brook trout)
Lineage: Eukaryota; Metazoa; Chordata; Actinopteri; Salmoniformes; Salmonidae
Gene: lrrc9
Product: leucine rich repeat containing 9
Exons: 34
Coding region: 644-5191 (1515 amino acids)
Molecular function (GO): protein binding
Source: RefSeq, a predicted model, not a curated record